GAAAGACUUGUUGCCCAGCUGGAGGAAAAGGCCUCAAUCUUCAAAAGUGGCGUGAAGAGAGAGAUCAGUUAGUAGAAGCUUUGGAAGUACAGCUCAAAACUUUGGCUGCUAAUGCCAUACAAAGAGAGAGAGAAAUAGCAGAACUGAAACAAUUUGCCUUAAAGGAUUCGAGCAAGGAUAAUGAAACUGUGAUAGAAGAGUUAAGAAAAGAACUGGCUGACAAAGAUGACCUUAUAAAGGAAUUAAAACAACGCAUUAACCACAAUAGCCCCCAGUCUUUGCCAGAAGUACCUUUACUUGAAGAAAGACAAGGUAGAAUGGAUCAUUCUGUAAAUGAAAAGUCUAUGAAAAAAGAAAGCAAAACUAAAAAUGGAGAUGAAGAAAGUAUUCCAGUAAGAUGUGAAGCUAAAGAUUCAUCACCUCGACAUCCUAGCAGUGUCACUUCAUUAAGUGAAUCUGAGGAGCAUUUGGAAACUGACCUCGACUCUUCUGAAGCGUCCACAGAAAAUGGAAAAACUAGUCGGUUCCCAAAACCAGAGGUGGAAAUCCAACUGACACCUCUGCGACCUGAUAAGAUAGAGAUAAAGCAGCACGGCAGCAUGUUACCUGCAAGGGUGAAAAUGCCUAAGACAAGAAAGAAGAGAAAAAGUGGUGACAUGGAUGAGGUAUGACCUACAGCAAACAGAAAACAAAAUA
Molecule: messenger RNA, 696 nt
Organism: Meleagris gallopavo (turkey)
Lineage: Eukaryota; Metazoa; Chordata; Aves; Galliformes; Phasianidae
Source: RefSeq, a predicted model, not a curated record